AGGCGAAACUGUGCGAGUCGUGAGUUUUGCAUCCAGGCCUGACCUUGCCAGCUGUGGAGAAAUUGUGCGUUUGGCUCCGUGCCCAGACCUGACAUUCUUCACCAUCAUCACUCGGUAUCCUUUGCACUGUCCCAUAGCUGCAAAGAUCUGGUACCGUCUUGUCUCUUUCUGCACUCAAUACUGCAGAGCGGCAUCUACCUCACAAAUCCCUCUUCUCAGCUCACCGAGAACAGUAUGAGCACCAAACACGUCUUCCCUACGGCCGUCGGCCUCGUCGAGAAGGCAGAGCGCGGAGCCAUUGCCCUCAACCCUGCUUUGCGAUUCUACGCCCCCCACAAGGUUAUUUAUGACUGCACUCACAGCAACGAGAAAGUUGCCAUCAUCUCUGGCGGUGGUGCUGGUCACGAGCCUGGUCACGCAGGGGUCAUCGGACGCGGCAUGCUCACAGCUGCCAUCUCCGGUGAGGUCUUCGCGUCCCCGAGCGCAAGCCAGAUCUGCUCUGGUCUUGAUCUGGCCAACACAGACGCGGGUGUCAUCAUUGUCGUCAACAAUUACACUGGUGAUUGCUUGAAUUUUGGCCUUGCCGCCGAGAAAGCGCGCGCUGCUCUCGCCUACUCUGGCAACAAGAAGAGCGGAGGUGUCGAGCUUGUCAUCAUUGGUGAUGACGUUGCAGUCGGCCGCAAGAAGGGAGGUCUUGUAGGACGUCGUGGACUUGGAGGCAACAUCUUCACCUGCAAGAUUCUCGGUGCAGGGUCCGAAAAGGGUCUCAAUGUCUCCCAGCUCAAGAAGCUCGGUGACAGCACGAUUGCAAAUACCGUGACUGUGGGUAUGUCUCUAGACCACUGCCACGUCCCUGGUCGACCCAAAGACCCCGCCGAGUGGGGUGCUCUGCCCCAAGAGGCUUGCGAGAUCGGUCUCGGAAUCCACAACGAGCCCGGAUUCAAGCGCUUGGACAGGGUCCCUGACCCAGACAGUCUGAUCGAGGAGAUGCUGUCGUACCUCUUGAACCCCAACGACCCCGACCGUCACUACCUCGACUUUGACAAGGAUGACGCACCGGUCCUCUUCAUCAACAAUCUUGGUGGUAUGAGCCAGCUCGAGAUGAACGCAAUUACGGACGUGACUAUUACGCACCUGGCCAAGACGUGGGGCUUGCACCCGAGCCGAGUCUUCUGUAACCAGUACAUGACCUCGCUCAACGCACCGGGGUUCGGAAUUUCCCUUGUCAACCACAAGAAUGUCAAGAAAGAGACUGGCCAAGAUAUGCUCGAGCUUUUGGAUGCCCCAACCGAUGCUUACUCGUGGUCAGGCGUGAAGAGCGGAUGGGGUUCAGCUACCGGCAAGCCGCGCGACCGCGAAGCAGAAGAGAAAGAGGCAGCAGACCACCUCGCCAAGAUCCGCUCGCAAGGUGGUAGCGUUAGUGGUCUGAGCCAAGAUGCAAGCCAAUCCAGCGGCGGACCCUCCAACGGCAACCCCGAAGAAGUGCGCAAGGCCAUCGAGGGAGCUUGCAAGUCGGCCAUCGCUGCUGAACCCGAUCUUACUCGAUUCGACACGAUUGUCGGUGAUGGCGACUGCGGCGAGACGCUUGCUACUGCGUCCAAUGCUGUGCUCAAGGCACUUGCUGAUGGCAAAAUCGACUUGAGCAACGCUGCCGGCACCUGCUUGACGACCGGCACCGUGCUCGAGAGCGCCAUGGGUGGUACCAGCGGAGCUAUCUACGCGCUCUUCUUUGCCGGUCUUGUGCAAGGUCUGGUGAACGGAAGCGGCAAGAGUGGCCAGCCCGCAACGGCAGCCGAUUGGGGAAAUGCCGCCAAGUCUGCGCUAGAGAAUUUGGGCAACUACACUCCUGCACGUCCUGGCGACAGAACUCUGGUCGAUGCCCUAACUCCCUUGUGCUUGUCGUUGGGCGAAGGCAAGAGCUUGACUCAGGCUGCCGCCGACGCCAAAGCUGGAGCUGAGGCCACCAAGACGAUGACGGCUCGUCUGGGCAGAGCCACGUACGUUGGUGGAACGGAGAACAAUGCCGGCAUGCCACCUGACCCUGGAGCGUGGGGGGUUUGGGCCCUCGCUGAUGGUCUCGCCAAGGCCCUCAAUUAAGGGCAUUGGGACCGUCCUGACCUGCUCAGCAGUGAUGUGAGCGCAAGAUUCACCUAGAUCGCAAAGAAAUCCAAUCAUAGUCAACAUGCCACACUUUGCGCGUCUCUGCUAUUGACAUGUCCUUCGGCGCUCCAAUCGUCAAUUGGCA
Messenger RNA from Ceraceosorus guamensis, 2245 nucleotides. RefSeq names its product putative DAK2-dihydroxyacetone kinase. NCBI's taxonomy places the organism in Eukaryota, Fungi, Basidiomycota, Exobasidiomycetes, Ceraceosorales, Ceraceosoraceae. Gene Ontology annotation, biological process: glycerol catabolic process. The coding region runs from base 235 to 2097 and encodes 620 amino acids. Gene Ontology annotation, cellular component: cytosol. Gene Ontology annotation, molecular function: glycerone kinase activity; ATP binding. The transcript has 5 exons. The record is from RefSeq and is a predicted model, not a curated record.